CGCGCCAUCAGAAGCUAACGCCAUGGAUGUCCUGGUUCCAUUGCUGCAGCUGCUGGUGCUGCUCCUGACUCUGCCUUUACACCUGCUGGCUCUGCUGGGCUGCUGGCAGCCCAUAUGCAAAACCUACUUCCCCUACCUAAUGGCCACACUAACAGCCAGGUCCUACAAAAAGAUGGAGAGCAAGAAGCGAGAACUAUUUAGCCAGAUAAAAGAUCUUAAGGGGACCUCCAACGAAGUGACCCUGCUGGAGCUGGGCUGUGGCACCGGUGCCAACUUCCAGUUCUACCCGCCUGGCUGCAAGGUCACCUGUGUGGACCCAAACCCCAACUUUGAGAAGUUUCUGACCAAGAGCAUGGCUGAGAACAGGCACCUCCAAUAUGAGCGCUUCAUUGUGGCAUACGGAGAAAACAUGAAACAGCUGGCUGACAGUUCCAUGGAUGUGGUGGUCUGUACCCUGGUGCUGUGUUCUGUGCAGAGCCCCAGAAAAGUCCUUCAGGAAGUCCAGAGAGUCCUGAAGCCGGGAGGCCUGCUGUUCUUCUGGGAGCAUGUGUCUGAGCCUCAGGGAAGCCAGGCCCUCCUGUGGCAGCGAGUUUUAGAACCUACCUGGAAACACAUCGGAGAUGGCUGCCACCUCACCAGAGAGACCUGGAAAGACAUUGAGAAGGCACAGUUCUCUGAAGUCCAACUGGAAUGGCAGCCCCCUCCCUUCAAGUGGUUACCUGUUGGGCCCCACAUCAUGGGGAAAGCUGUGAAAUAACUCUCCCCCAAGAAGGCCAUCUGAUCUCCCCAUCUGCAGCCAGAAGCCACCCCAGUACUUCUAAGGAGGGGUCAGGUAAAGCAGAGACUCUCAGCACCGCUGCCACGGCCGGGGUGAUCAUUAAUCAGCUUCAGCCUUUCUCCACAGUGAGGCUUUCUUCCUGCUCUCUUGAGGCAGAAAACUAGACUGCAAGGCCCUGGACUUACCCAACCCAACCCUUCUAGGACCCCUAUUCAUUCAUUUAUUCAUUCUCUCUCUCUCUCUCUCUCUCUCUCUCUCUCUCUCUCUCUCUCUCUCUCUCUCGCCCUUGUGUGUCCUUCCAGCCAUGCCCCGUGUCUCACAGCAUUGUAACGUUCUCCCUGGUGCCCCCUUGGCAUGUAUCCCUUGCUUGGCCACCUCAGCCUCCCUCCCCACCAUACACUCUAUCCUGAACUACAGAGGAACAGAGAGCAGACAAACGUCAGAAUGAGAGCAGCACUCAAUAAAGCAGCCAGAGUUCUUAUUGUCAAA
Molecule: messenger RNA, 1267 nt
Organism: Rattus norvegicus (Norway rat)
Lineage: Eukaryota; Metazoa; Chordata; Mammalia; Rodentia; Muridae
Gene: Tmt1b
Product: thiol methyltransferase 1B
Exons: 2
Coding region: 23-757 (244 amino acids)
Cellular component (GO): endoplasmic reticulum membrane; lipid droplet; cytosol
Molecular function (GO): thiol S-methyltransferase activity; S-adenosylmethionine-dependent methyltransferase activity
Source: RefSeq, marked provisional